This is a messenger RNA of Schistosoma haematobium, 9366 nucleotides long. RefSeq names its product Protein lin-7 C. The record is from RefSeq and is a predicted model, not a curated record. Gene Ontology annotation, molecular function: protein binding. NCBI's taxonomy places the organism in Eukaryota, Metazoa, Platyhelminthes, Trematoda, Strigeidida, Schistosomatidae. The transcript has 5 exons. The coding region runs from base 671 to 1345 and encodes 224 amino acids. Gene Ontology annotation, cellular component: basolateral plasma membrane; synapse; cell-cell junction. Gene Ontology annotation, biological process: maintenance of epithelial cell apical/basal polarity; protein localization to basolateral plasma membrane; neurotransmitter secretion.
CUCUGCUACAUGUCACACUCAUCUCCACAUUUUUGUUAGCUAUAACUGUAAAUAUUAUUUUUGUAUACAUGUAUAUAUCUUAUCCUUACAUUUUUUUUAAAAAUUAUAACCAGUGUUACCUCCGGACACUCUGGGGGGAGCUAUGUGGAGAUAAACCUGACAAGCUUAUUUUGUAAAUAGUUUUCAAUGUUAUUUGUAUUUGUUUUGUCAAUUUCUCACUGCAUGUACAUUUAUCAUUAAAUGAUUGUACCUGUUGUUUAAGUAAAUGACCUUGAAGACUUUUUCCGUUGUGAUACUAACAGCGUGACACACUUUUGGUUGUUCGCAAAUACACUAUUACACACACACGCUCCUUGUUCUAUUCUCACGCGUUAUCGAGCAAAUCGCAUUCUAAAUCAAGUAUUAUUCAUAUUUUAGACUGCUGUGCCAUUUCUAUUACACCCUACGUCAAAGAAACUUACUGGAGUCAUAUUUACCUCAUUGGAAUUAUUACUCAUUUAUAAUUGCGGAUUUUCGGGACCAAGACUCAACGGAACACGCGACAACUAGCUGAUUUAAGUGAAAGCAAGUGCAACAGCCAAAGCUACUGUCGCAGCUUUUGCUGCAAGUGAAGGACACGCUCAUCCACGUGUCAUAGAACUACCAAAGACUAAUGAAGGUCUAGGUUUCAAUGUUAUGGGUGGUAAAGAACAUAAGUCGAAUUAUUCCUGGUGGUGUUGCAGAUCGUCAUGAUGGUUUAAAUCGUGGUUAUCAAUUACUAUCAGUAAAUGGGAUUUCUGUGGAGAGUGAACAUCAUGAAAGAGCUGUUGAACUUUUGAAAUUAGCACAAGGUACUGUGAAACUUGUAGUAAGAUAUACACCACGUAUUCUUGAAGAGAUGGAAGCACGUUUUGACAAGCAGAAAGCUCGACGUCGGCAACUUACUAGAUCUUUGAAGAAGCUCAGGGACCAACAGGCUAUCCCAUCGGGUUUAUAUGAAAUGAUUAAACCAGUGGGAACCCAUCAGCCGAGAUUGUAUGGAUUGCCAAAGGUGCACAAAACGGGGGUCCCAUUAAGACCUAUUUUAGAUAUGUAUAACUCUCCUUACCAUACUAUAGCUAAAUGGCUGGUAACUGUAUUGAAACCUCUACACGAAAAGCUUGUAAAAUAUAGUGUUAAGGAUGUGUUCCAAUUUGUUGAUAAAAUCAAAAACGCGAAUACGUUGAGACUAAAGAUGACGUCAUUGGAUGUAACAUCGUUAUUCACAAACGUCCCACUCAUAGAGACUGUAGAAUAUAUAGGUGAACAGCUGAUAAAAAAUGAAAUUGAAACUACUGUCCCUAUUAGCGUCGUGAAAGAGUUAUAACUCAAAUGCACCAUGAAUGUAAAUUUCAAGUUCAACGGUGAAAUAUAUAGACAAACAGAUGGUGUUGCAAUGGGUUUACCACUGAGCUUUAUACUAGCUGAUAUUUUUCUAGCUAAACUAGAAAAUGGUCCACUAAAAAAGAUUCACAACUUCACAUUUUACUGUAGAUACGUGGAUGACACGUUCAUCCUCUGUAAAGAUAAUACGUCACCGCAAGAGGUUCUUAGACGAUUUAAUGAAGUGCAUCCAGCCAUUCAGUUUACAUCUGAAGAAGAGAAUGAUGGCCGAAUAGCCUUUUUGGACGUUCUCUUGACUAAGAGAGUGGAUGGAUCGUUAAAAAGGAAUAUAAACAGAAAAAGUACUUGGACUGGGCAGUAUACGAAUUUCAUGAGCUUUGUACCUCUACAGUACAAACGAAAUUUGAUCAAAAACCUUAGCUACCGUAUUCGCAUUAUAUGUUCUGCUGAUAUAAUCGAACAAGAGCUUACCACCUUGCAUAAUACUCUCAGGGAGAACGGCUACCCUAGAAAGUUUAUGAUUAAAUAUAUGGUCACGAAGGCGAAAUACAAACAGUGAAGAAGAAAUCCUUGUUCAUGCGUCUACAAUUCAGAGGGGAUGCGGCUAGCGAAAUACUAACUCAGAGACUACGUAGGACAAUACAAAAGUCUUUUGACGCCGGAGAACUGCGAUUAGUAUUUUCUACGCGCCCAAUGGUUACACCGAAGCUAAAAGAUGAAUUACCUAGAAUGACCACCUCAUUUUGUAUUUAUCAGUUCAACUGCUCCUGUGGAGCAAGUUAUAUUGGUCAAAGUUCUAGGAAUUUACAUUUUCGUGCUCGUGAACACCUUCCAGCGUGGUUAAACAAAGGUUUGAUGAAGAAGGUGAACAGCUCAAUAUUGGCCCAUUUAGUACAAACCGGUCAUAGUGCCAGUAUAAACCAAUCUUUUUCAAUUAUUUAUAAGGUAAGUAAUUUUUUGCCAAAAUUGGUCAGACUGAAAGUCCUUCAAACGGCUGAAGCAGUAGCCAUCCGAAUGAAGAAACCGGAGCUAUGCGUACAGAAGAAAUAUGUUCAACCACUCCUCCUCCCCUGGCCAACAUCAAGGCCAAUUAAUCAAUCGUAAUCUUAACUAUUGAAUGACCCAAUUUGACUAUUACCUUUCGUAGUCAAUUGUAAUUGUCCAUGUAAUCUUUAUUCAUAAUUCUUUGUAUUAUUACUAUUAUUAGUAUUAUCGGUUAAAUAUCAUGAUUCAUUCACUUCGCAUUCAUCCCUCCGUAUCACUUCUUACUUAUUUGAUCGAAUUGUAAUUGCACUAUUAUUUCUGUGUCACCCUAUUUGACCCAUAUUUAUUCUGAUCAUGGAUCUUAAAAUUUUCAUUUAACACAUAUGCAGAUUCAAGUUAACAUUUUAUAUGAGUCAUAUUAACAUUAACAAUUUUAUUGUAUUUUGUUUAUCACAAUCCUAAAUUCACAUGCUCUAAACGAUGUACAUUGCCUUUACCUUGGCCAUUUUCCGGAUUACUAAUUUGGAUAUAUAAUUGUAGAACCUGAAGAGAAUUUAUCGAAAAGAAUAUUCUUCGUUCAAAUAUUAGCCUUUUAGGUAUGUGUGCAUUUUUAUGGAUUAUGCUGAGACAUGUACAUGUAUGAUAUAUGAUCACUUCAGCUGUGAGGAAAUAACAAUGGUAGAAAUUCCGCUGAAUAUAUGUUUGUAGUCUAACGACUAUUGUCUGUGGAAGCAAGUACUAGAUUUGAGGCAAUGGAUGUAAUGAGAUACGAAUGAUCCAGUAAACGUUAAGGUGGGAAUGUACGUUCGCUGGAUCCGAACCCAGGGCCUUGAUCUACUGGGCCACUGAGGAGUCCUACAAUAGGACGAAACGGCCGUUCAGUGCUUCCAGGUUUUCAAUGGUGAUCUGACAUCAAUCAGUUCAUGAUCUCAAUCAAAAACUUAAUAAUCUCCACAACCGUUAUGCUGAUAAUAAUUUUCUUCCUUAUCCUUUGAUUAGUACGUACCCUCAUUUAAUAUUUAGUCUGGAAUCCAUUUUAUGACACAAUAUUUUUUAUUUUCCUAUAGAUAUAUAUAUACUUUCCAUAUAACUAAAUAUAAAUCUGAAUGUAUAGUUUAAGUAAGUGAUUUCGUCGAAAACAAAAAGAAAUUACUUCACUGAAUUCAUUUCUGAUUCGAAGAAAUAUUCAUUUCAAUAAACUUCUCAUCAGGUUCUACAAUUAUCUCAGAUCCAAAUUAAUAAUCUAUAAAAUUGGUCAGAUUUAAGGCAGAAUAGAUCAUCUUAAAAUUGUAAUAUGUGAAUCAAGGAUUUUGUUAAUGUUAGAGUUGACUAAUAUGACUUCAGAAACAAAUACAAUCAAGUGACCCAAUAGGAGCAGAGGAUAAACAUCCAUCAUCCUCUAUUGCUAAACAUAUAAUUGAAACAGGUCACAAGAUUGAUCUAAAUUCAGCUUUUGUAGUCCUGUAUAAAAGUGUAAAAGGGCGUAUACUAAGGUUUAUUGAAGCCUUGGCCAUACGAAAAUCCAAACUCCCUUUGUGUGUUCAAAAACAGUUUGUCUUACCUUAAACCUACCCUGGUAAUAUUGACUUAUUAUCCAGAGUGAUUAGGUUUCGCUUUGUGUUCACAUUAUUAUUAUUAUUACUCUUAUCAUUAUCCUUAUUUCCUCUUACCUUGUUUCCUGUCUAGUUGACCUUUUAUUUUUAUAUAUAAAUGCUCUUAACAAGUAUAUGUGUGAUCAGAUUGUUCGAAAUGUAUUGCGCUAAUAUAUCACGUAGUUCUGAUAAUCUUCGUCUUCUAAUAUCAUUAUCGAAGUUUCAAUAGUUGAAAUCGUAAGUCAUUUGAAGCUAGACCACCUCCACUGCUGAGGAGUCCCACAGUAGGACGAAACGGCUAUCCAGUGCUUCCAGCUUUUUCAUGGUGGUCUAGCUCCAAUUGACUCAUAAUCUUAACUAUGGUCAACAUGGGGUGAGAGAAAGAAUAAUGUAAUUACCAAUGGAAAAUUACAUAAUAUGUAGAAAAAUAUGAAUUAGGUAAAGUAUAGUAGAUAGGGGUGGGUGCUGAAUAAAUAUCUCGAAACGGUUAUCAAGUGGUAUAAUAAUAACAAUGAUAAUAAUACUAAUGACAAUGGUAAGAUGUGUGGAUAUAACAAUGAAAACUAAUCAAAUUACGUCACCAUAUUGUUAAAUUGAUUAUUGACUAUUUGGGGCCGAAAUUAGUCAGGGUAAAAGGAGGGGCUGAACAUAUUUCUUUUGAAUACGAAGCCCUGGCUUUUUGAUCUGAAUAGCAAUCGCUCCAGCUGUCUGAUGGGAUUGGGUAGACUGUUGUUAACACGGUCUAUUAUUGUGAAAGAUUUCUCAAUGUUAGCUGUAUGUCCUGUUUGAAUGAAAUGAGCCAAAAUGGAGCUGUCGACAGUGUUAACUACAUCUUUGCUUAACCAUACUGAGAGGUGCCCACGAGCCAGUAUAUACAUAUUCCUAGAACAUUUACCAAUAUAACUUGCUCCACAGGAGCAGUUGAAUUGAUAGAUAAAGAAAGAAGUGGCUAGUCUAGGUAAUGUAUCUUCCAACCUCGAAGUGAUCAUUAGACGUGUGGAAAACAUUGAUUGUAGUCUACCUGCAUUAGAAGUUCUUUGGAUCAAUCUGCGUAACUAGUCUUGGUAUUUCACUAGAUACAUCGCCUCUGAAUUGUAUGCGUAUAUACAGAGGCUUUUUGCUCACGGUUAGGCAUUCCUUAUACUCUCUUUCAUUGGUUAUAUGUUUAUUUAUAAAUUUCUCCGGAUAUCCGUUUUCUUUCAGGGUCGUGUGCAAUGCCCUUGUUCUGUCUUCCACUGCAUCUAGAGAGUAUAUAGUCUUGAUCCUGUGUUGAAGUGUUUUAAUCAGGUUCCUUUAGUAUUGUAGAGGAACAAAACUAAAAAAAUUGUGUACUGGCCCGUCCUUGAGUUUUCUUGUUUAUGUUUCCUCUUAAUGACUCGUCUUUUCUCUUUGUAAGUAGGACGUUUAGAAAUUCUAUUUUACCUCCAUUUUCUCAUUCACAUGUGAAUUUAAUGGACAGAUGAAUUCCAUUGAAUCGCUCGAGUGUUUUUAUCAAGCCAGUAUGGUCGUUACAAAGGAUAAACGUAUAGUCCAUAUAUCGACAGUAAAAUGAAAACUUAUCAAUCUGUUGUGUCAGUGGACUGUUUUCUAGUUUAACGAGAAAAAUGUCGGCCAAUAUGGGACCUAGGUAUGAAACCAUCGUGACAACAUCUAUUUGUCCAUACAUCUGACCACUGAAUUUGAAAUGUUUAAAAAGAAUAUUGGCAUUUUGGUCGUUACAACUGUUCUUCAAUUCACUGUACGGAGUUUGGACGAUCGAAUUUAUUUACUGCGGUUAGCGCUAGUUUGGCGAAAUUGUUUUCUAUGGGAUGGGGAUGCCAACACUUUGCACAACGCUCCAUCUUUGCACGGGUUUUAGUCAGACAAUAACAACAGAAGAGCUACAGGCGGAAUGUAAUUGGUGCCAUACUUAUGUUAUUUCUGUGCGAAUUGUACUUUGCCAUGCACAACUUACUAACUCUUAUAGACUUUCAGUAUCCUUCAAUUAAGUUACGUCAGUGAAUCAUUUCUCGAUAUAUGUCGUUCGCAAUAGCCAGAAUUUUCAACCUUGCUGUGGUGAGCUUAAAUGUUUUAUCGUACUCAAUUCUGUAAUUUAAGAAACCAUAAUUUCUCAGACUCAAGUGAACGUUGCAUUCAAGGGUUCGAAGAUUCAAGUGUUGAAGCAGUAGUAACUUUCUUUCUACAGUGAGAAGUUAUGACUCCUUGUCACCCAGUGACUUCAUUGCGAUCCCACAGAAUGUCGUCUGGAAGUCUUUCGGUGUCACAAAAUGUGGAUAAUGGCGAAAAUCAUUUGUUAAUGCUGGUUUUAUUUCGCGCUUCCAUUUUCACAUGUUGUACAUGGUUUUAUUUCCAGAGUUAUCAAUUAACUGCAAAUCUGAUAAAAAGUGGUACUUCUCCCACUUAGAACUAUUGAACUAAUGUUCUACAUUGAACGGGAUAUUCAUAGAGUCCUCGCGGGCUGGAAUGUCUCAACAUCAACAGAUACAUAAGGAACCAAUCAAAUUCCAACCCUCUCAUUGAUUCGCACAAAUAACCUACUAGCCGGAAUGAGCUCACUGACCCUCGAUGCCUGAAGGUAAAGUUUCAUAAGAAGCGAAAAUGACUCAAUUAGGUCUUAAAAAAACAUCAAAGCAAUGAAGAAACGGGCAGUAGACGAUGUAUUAAAACGUCUGCCAGAAAUUCGUCAACUCAAUUAAAAAUAAGCAAUCUACGUUAUCUUUGAAAAUCCGGCCGCAAAUAUUUCCUCGGAGCGUCUUUUAAGACUGACAUUCGCAGAGGCCAAGUAUACUGGUUUAAAUUAGAUUGGGGAUGCAGCCAAAUUAGAUAUACUUCUUCACUUCAUGCGAAAACAACGUGGCACAGUCACAUCCAAACUUGUUCUUAUAAUAUUCAAGACGUAAUGACAGUCUCAUCACGAUCUCGCAAACGUUAAUGAACCCAGUCUGUACAAAGUGAUAUCAGUCUCUUAUAUUCAGCACAAAUAUGAGUGAUUAAGUGAAUGUUGGAGUCAAGAAAUCAAACCUACGGAGACAGAGGUAGAUAUUUGGUGUUAUUUUCGCCAAGCUACAAGAGAAUAAAAGAUUAUCUAAUAAUGACGCACACGCCCUAUACUUCAAGCCAUCAACGUCUUAAUCGAACAUCAACAGAACAACGCUUAAGCUAAGACCCAAAAGAGUUUACAUCAAAGGGCGAAAAUCGAGGUAUUCUCACACUUAUUUCUCAUUUGCAGUCCCUCCCAUUCAGGAUGCUCUCCCAGUCGAGAUUAAUACAGCUUCCGCAAUGGAUUGCCUUAAUAGGAGAAUUGAUAAACGCAUAGUGUUUAAUCGUUCACCUUUAACCGCUUGGAAUGGCUGUGCUUGAUACAUGUCUUGUAACUUACACAGUACAAUAGUUAACACAAGUCAGUAACUCAUUCCCAUUUAUCUUAUUUUCACAUUUGUUUGAAUUAUCUCUCACAAUUCGGCUUGCUCACACGGCCUGGAUCACAAUAAAGUAGCUAAUUUAUUUAGUCAACCACAGUAAUAAACUUCAGCUCUUAGUAAGUGUAUUUUAUUUUACAGUGUCACUAACUCACUUUGCGCCCGAUAAUUUAAUGUUCGCUGGUUCCAGAAACCACAAUGCUUUGAUAAAAACGUGUUAGCUCAGAUUUCAAAAUAAAAAACCCACAAAUAAUCACGAAAAUGGGUAGAAUUAAUGCAGUUUAUUGGUUAAACUACCCUCUACCGCACUUUGGUAAAGACGCGAAGCGUUCUGAUUCAACAAGAAGCAACUUCAAAGAAAUCAAUUAGUCGAUAGCAGACAGACUUUUAAGUUAUUUUAUAGCGGAUGUGUUUUAAUUUACAAUUUUCUAAUAAGCACCAUAUAAACAGAGUGAUGAAGAUUCAAAUUUCAUGUCGAAAUCCACAAGUCGAAACAAGCCAGAAAAGGGAAAGAACAUCAAUGCAUCUUUCAUCGUUCAAGACGUGAUCCCUGGAAAAGCUUCAGAAUCAGAAUGGUCAGCAUGAAAUUAUUCGUUAUCUGUUCAGGAAUGAGUUGAUUGAAGAUGAUUUUGCUGAAAAGACAUGUUUUGAUAUCACCAAAGAUAUAGUUGAUGAAACACUCAGUGCUAUAUUCCAGAUAUAUUUAAAGGACCAAUUAAUACCUUUCACAGUUCAUCAAGCAUCUCUGUGCCUCAUGCAAUACAUUGACGUAAAUAGCGCCACACAAUUUUGUAUAUUAAAAUGCGUAGUUGGAAUUCAUGUCCUGUGAUCAAGGAGAGCCUUAUAUUAAUCUUAAUCCAGAGUGGUUCGAAGAUGAACGUACGUGCUGGUUUUUAUAAACGGACUAUGUUUGUUAGUUGCUGAAUCAAGUAGAAUAGAUUCAUGGGCUUGUAGCGUGGCGUCGAGUUGGGAUUAACUGUGAACACCGCUACAAAGAAACACGUGCCAGAAUAGAUCAGAAGGCGAGGGUUGGACGUAACCAAAUAGAUCCAUAAAAUCUCCGAGAAGCCAAAUAUCAGAAGGCAAUUAAUGGACCAAGUCGAGGUGUAUAUUUGCUGGCGAUCUCGUGGCAUCGAAAGGAUACCGAGAUCGUGCCAGGAUACAACCUUGGUUACAGAAGGUAACCGAAUUCGCGCGAAGUUACAAUCGAAGUGUGUGUACAAGAAUGGAAGCACAAAAUAGCUGUCAUUAGCACAGUCAAACAAAAGCACAUUAAAACAAACACUGGUACAGUUGGUUAUAAUAAUAAUUGUUUUUAUUAAACCAGUUGUGUUCUCGUGAUAAAUGUGAGUCACUACAGGCUCAAGGAGCGAUUUCCAAGACUUCUUAUGCAAAGAUUUCAGACAAUCUACAACCCCAAAAUAAUCAUCAGGUUUUACAAAGGCUUCAAAAUAGUCUUAUCCACAGAAAUGAAGAUGUCAGUGACAAUAAAGCUAUUCGUAAGGAGCAUAUUGUUGAUAUGUCCCAUAGUGAAAAUCUCCACCAAAUAUCUAUUCGACAGAAGAAGCCUCAAAAGCUGAAAAACGAUUUUAAAGACGGUAAACAAAUUCCUUAAACAUCUAAUACUAUUCAUGCAAAAAAUAAUCACUGAAAAUCGGAGAUCACUGGUGUUACAAAUAAAUACUUCGUCCUAUCUGUUGCAUCACUUCGUCUGAGCUUCCGAAAUUCAUUUCACACUUAUUCAGUAUUUAUUGGACGGUUUACACACCACUGAAUCCCUAGUUAUUAAGGUUACUUAACUUUGAAAAUAUUCAUUGGAAAACAAGGUGAACUGAUAAACAUCUUUUUCACAUGGUAUCAAAAUGAAUCAAAUUUACCUGCUACCAGGUCACUUGUUAUUUAAGUCCAUCCUAAACGAAAAUGUGUAGGUCAGUAUUGCUUGUUUCAAUGAAAACUGUACACUAGUACUAAAAGCUGGAAGAUGCUGAUAAUUAAAAGUUCUACUUUCU